AGUUGCAACGCGCUCGCGAUUACGUGCAACUGUUUCAGAUCGGUUGCACUAUUGUUUUCGGUUUAUCUUUAUUUUCUGUGGAUUUUCUCCUUCGCGGAGCAAUACAAAAUCAUAUAAUGCUCGAUUAAGGAUUUCGGGUUUUCGUAGCUAGUUUUCCCCUUAUUGUGUUGUCCUAGUUUAGAACAUUCAAAUCGGAAAACUUUUGAAAAUUUACGUAAAUUAUCCAACUUAACCUACAAAAUUCUUUGGUGUUGUGUGUGCGUCGGUGUUCAAAAGCAAAUCAGGCAGAAAAAAUUAAGAAAUAUCGUGUCAUCAAAAUCCUAACAUAAACAUCAACAAGAAAAUGGAUCGCUUUCGGUUUGCAUCUAGAACGUAUAAAAAUAUGCACGACUGACAGGCGCAAGUGGCAACAAAAGGCGGCUAGGAAGCCAGGGAAUAGGCCAUAAAUUAUUUGGUUCAAGUGCAGUCACCAUGAAUCUGUACACUCUAUACGAUUGGAUCACAUCAUUGCUUCGGCCGCACAGCGCCAGUGUCAGCUACAAGGCGAUCGAAGCGUCGGCAAUCGAAGAACUGCCGGCAACAUCGUCAGCAGCAGCAGCAACAUCUCCAGCAGCAGCAGCAACAUCUCCGGCAGCAGCAGCAACAUCUCCGGCAGCAGCAACAUCUUGCGGCACUGGAGCAACAGCAACAGCAACAGCAACUUGUGUGGAAGUUGAAUUCAUACCCACGCUAAAUUUCAUAUUCGAGAAGCCGACUUUAUCAAGUGAGCAACGAUCUCCCGCGAGUUUAGAACAUGUGGAGAGUGGCGUUUCCGAUAAGGAGGAACCUGCGGAUGAUUGCGACUCCGACAAUGAUUCCACGCGCACUUACAUAAUCUCCAAGAGCAGUUGGACGGAAGUCGAAUCGAGUAGCACUCCGUAUGCGGUUACUUCCACGGAUACCUCUGAACUACUGAGGCGACAGAAUAAUCUCAGCCUAACGGAGGAGGAUCAAACGGUGUCGUCGUUUAGCAUUGAACCGCCCACCAGUUCCAUGACCAUCGACAUGGCUGAGCAGCAGACAACAAAGACUACAACGACGAGCAGUGCCAAUGUUGUGGCAACAACUGCAACAACAACAACAACAACAACAACCACAACAAGCAGCAGCAUUGAGGAGGAGAUCGAAGAGGCCAUCGAGAUCAGCGAGGUGGAGGAGCAGUUAAACUCUCCACUGGAAUCUCUAUCGGAGGCAGCUGCCUUUGCCCGGCCAAAGGAACCACAAUCAAGUGCCAAAAGUUUGAGCAGCAAUCCGGAUGAAGAUGAAGAUGCGAUUGAGUUUCGCAUUGAUGAUGCCCAACUAUCUGGUGGUCAGUUGGCUCAGCACUUUCUCGUCGACGAUGAGGACGAAAGCGAGGAAGGUUCUCAUCUGCCAGUUGGCUCCAAAGUGGGAGUUAGUCUCUCCUCAAACGAUGACGACGACUUCGACAUUAGUUUGCCUUUGGAGCAGAGAAAACCUGUGCAUUCUCGGCACGAAGAUGAUGAGUCUGUGGAUCAGAGUUUGAGCAACCAAAGCACAACGGAUGAUGUUUCCGAGUUGGUCGAGGAACCACUUCAGGAACGGGAAGAUAAAACGGAGGACAGUGAGGCAAUUAGUGCCAGUGCUCCGCAGGAAACUCAGGUGGAGGAAACGGAGGGAAGUGAAGCUCCACAGGAAACUCAGGUGGAUGAAAGCCAAGUAACCGAAGAGCAGGAUCAUUCGAUGGAAGAGAUUGUGGCCACCAAUGAAUCAAUCGAAGUGACCUACGAAGCUGAGGAAACAGUCCAUACUUCACAGAACAAAGAACUAAUUACGGAUCUAGAUGAAGAUCAGGAGGAUCAGGAGAAUCAGAAGGAUCAUGAUCAAGAGGUUAUCAGACCCACUUCGACAGUGGAGACCCUGAAACUGCCUCCUCUUCAAGAACCCAAGAUCAUUGAAAGAAAAGCAGCCAGAGCCUUGACCACUUUACAAUUGCAGCCAGAGGCAAUGGAACCCUUGGAUCUAACCAUUCUGGAAAUGGAUGAAGAUGAGGAUGACGACGAUGAUGAUGAGGAGAGUUCCUUGCAAUUGAUGAAACUAAGGUUAAUGGUCAUGAAUCAGCAGAGUAUUGAUAAUGCACCCAAACUCUCGCCCACGGAAGCGGAACAAUCACAAGUUUCGAGCAGCACAAACAACAUGGAGCUCAAACAAAUGGAACGAGUGCCACUCACAGAAUUCUCAAAGGAUGUUUUAGAGGACAUCACCGAAGAGAGCGAGAGAAUGCUUUCGAUGAGCACCACAAUUGAAGAGGAGCAGGAUCCGCCUUCUUUGUCCCUGGAUGAAUCAAAAACUUUGCUUCAUGCCGGGGAAAGUAAAGCUGUGGGCAGCAGUUCUAGUUUGGUUAGCUUAAAUAUGCUGAAGCAACUGGAGGCCAAAGUGCAGGAGCUGCACACCCAACUAGAGACGAAGGACAACUGCCUGGCAUCCUUGAAUCUGCAACUUGAGGCGGCAAGAAGGGAAUCCAGUGCGGGUCCAGCUUCGGCCAGGGAUUCCAGCUCCUUGAUGACCAACUCAACGGAGUACAGGACUCUUCAGGAUGAACUGGGUGGUCCAACUCUAGACAUUUAUAUGGAGUUAUCGCGAAGGGAUGAAAAGAUUGUCCAACUCACUGAAUCACUGCAACAAUCUCUGAAUGUGCGUGAAAAACUUCAGACGGAUUCGGAGCGACUUGGAGGCGAAGUGCAAACUUUGCGACGGCAACUUCAGGAAGCCAUCGACACGGUGAAACGUUCGAGUUCCGUGUGGCAGGAUCAGGAAUCCAAUCCCGGCCAGCGCAUCUCGGAAAUCUCCAUGGAUUUGAUCAGCGAAAGCGACGAUGAUUUGGACCGCCAUUUUCUCACGGACAACGAAGAGCGUGGAUCGCGCAGCUCCAAGGAAAGGCAAUUGCCUCAGUUUCAAACUAAUGAAGAUCUGGGUCUGCAGACCACGAAUCCCGAAUGGACACCGGCAUUUAGCAAACAGAUCGAACAGUUCCACACUUACCUGCUGCCAAACGAACAGAGGAUCUUCAUGAUGGUCCAACGCAAGUUCGACGACUAUUUGAAUCAACAAUUGACCUUGUGUAGGGAACUGAGUGCCCAGGAACUGAAGAUAGCCCGCGAUCAAUGGGAGAGUGAGAAGCAAAAUAGCGAACAAAAUCAGCAGGCAGCUCAUGAAAAGGAAAUGGAGGUUGUGCGGAAGUACUUCGAGCACAAGUUUGCCGAUCUGGAGAAGCAGUUCUCGGAUGACGUAUUCUCGCACAAAUCGCAACACCUGGCUGGGGACAGCUCUUCUGAAUGCUCCGAGGUGGAUCAGCUGCCCGAGGAAUCGGCAGUGGCUGCCUCCUCCAAGGAACCUUCUCCCCGCAAACGAAAGAGAGCUGAACUGCUACUCAGUCCCAGUCACAGGCAGAUGACUCCUUGUGGCGUGGACUCCCUGGGAGAUCCCGUUGGACAAGCAGCAAAAGAUAACUCACUGGAUGCAACCGACCUAAAGAUCUUCUACCAAACUCACAUCAAGGAGCUUAGACGUGCUCACGAGGAUCAGGUGCGCAAGCUGAGUGAUCGCAUCAAGUUCUACGAGCGCCGCCAGGGUGACGAUGACUACAAGCCUGAAACCGAAUCUCCUGCUCGUACCUGCCCGGAAAAGGGUUCCGGAGAUGGACCCGCCAAUACCUCCCUGAUCAUCAUCGAUGAGGAUGAGCUGAAUUUUAACAACGAAUCGCAAGUGAUCCAGCGGAUCAUCGAGGAGUAUGAGAAGAGGCUGCAGGAGCAAUUGGCUUUGGCUCGGCAGGACAUCGCAACCGAGUUGGAGCAGCAGAUUCAGAAUUUGUUGUCGGAAAACACCGUGGACGAUCAGCAUUGGCCCAAGGAGCUGAUUUUACUACGCGAGAAGUUUACGGCCAAGAGUCAACUGGAGAUCACUCAGCUGAAUAUUAAACAUGCCGACGAGAUGUCGCGCAUAAAACUGGAAUACGAGAAGCAGCUGAACCGGAAGAACAAGCGCCACCUGACCUUCGAUGCUGCCCGGGAUCUGGAGCAGGUGAUCACCGAACGAGAUGGUCUGCGGGAGCUGUCCAAGAGUUUCCGCAGCGUGCUGUGCCGCCUGGCCAAGUGUGUGGCCAACUGCGAGGAGGAUCUGAAUGCCACGCUCUCCGAGGAGGUGCAACGCCUUCUAAUCCACAGUCGCAGUCAAGAUGCGGGCGAUGACCUGGAGGUUACUCUGAGUAGCUCUCUAAAUAACACCAAGCAAAUGCUCCGAGUGCCGGAUGUGCACAGUCUGCUGGAAGUGGUCGAGGAUCCCAGUUUGGUGCAGUUCAUCGACAGCAAGAGCAACGAGGAGCCCAGUGAGGAUUUCGAUUUGAACGAUUGCCUGGAGCGCUUGAAGUCGGAGGCUUCCUACCUUUUGCAUUUGUCGGAGGAUUUGCAAAAGCAGCGACCACACGAUGAUUCCACGGAGCAUUUGGACGAGCAGGAGAAACAGGAGCACGAACUCUGCUGCGAGGCGGAGGAUGGUCUCAAAACCACAGCUGCUGCCCAGCAAGUCCUGUCGAAAUUCCUGCGCACAAACUCCCUGAAUGAUCAGCAAAUGGGCGUGGCUAAUCAGAGGAAGAACAGCAAUCCGGAGGCGGGAAAAACACACACCUCAUUGCCGCCAGAUCUGCAGCAGCAUGCGGGAAAUGCCUCGGAGUUGUCCUUCCAACUGGUUCAGCUGAAAAAUCGUCUCAUUAAAUCGGAGGCAGAUCGUCAGAACUUGCAACAGCAACUGAGUCACACCAUUGAUCGCAAUGCGGAAUUGGGACAGGAAUUGCAGGCUCUGAGAGAUCAGCUUUCCCAAUUGAAUUCUCUUAACCACACGGAUUACAAUGAGGGUUAUGGUUUGGGGCCACUGAAGAGCCUUCAGGAUCAGGGAUUGGAUCAAUCAUCGGCCAGUUUUCUAGCUCUCCAAGAGCGAGCACGUCAUUUACUUUCAUCAUCUCCUGUUAAAGAGCAACCUUCAAGGGAUCUUGGCAAUUCCACUGUAACUUUGCUUCAGAUGAUCGAAGACUUUUGUCGCGAGGGCGAUAAAGUGGUGGAGUGUGGCAAAAAGGAUCGCGAGGAUCUGCAAUCCCAGAUCGAUACCGCUGACAAGCAGCUGAAGGAUACACGGCGAUUCCUGGAGGAUCAGGCCGCCGAACGCGAACAAGAACGCGAUGAAUUCCAGCGCGAAAUCGAACAGCUGAAGGCUCAGUUGCGCGACAAGGAGAAGGAGCACAGCUCCUAUGCCAAUGCCUCCGAGGAGUAUGCACAAUUGGAGGCGCAGUUACGAGAGGUUAAUCUUCAGCUGAAUGAAUCGAAUGCCAAGCGGGAUAAAUUCGAGGUGGAACUGAAGGCUUCGAUAGACAAGAUCUUUGUGCUGCGGGAAAUCAUCACGGAACUGGAGACUCAGGUUCAAACCAAGGCACUCAAUGAACAAGUUCUGGCCGAGAAGGCCAAACAACUGGAGGAAUAUGUGAACUUGCAGAUGAGGGACAAUGAUGCACUGCAGCAGGAGGUUCAUAGUUUAAAAACGGACAUUGGAGAGGGCUAUCAAUCCCGCAUCAGAUUGCUGGAGGAGAAACUGCAGCAGGGAAGACCAUCCGCGGAACAGGGAGUUGUUCUGAGUCAGGUGGCGGAAAAGCUGCGUGAUAUUGAAACCACACUGGACCAGAAGACCAAGGUCCUGGAAUCCCUGCACAACUCCAACACAGCCUCGAAUUCCGCCAGUUUGAGUGUCACCGAAGAUGUUUCCAUUCAUGGCAGUAAGGAUCCCACCGCGGUGGGUUCACCCUCGCAUCCCUCGCUCACCGUGGAGGGAGUUCAGCGGGUCACCGAGAAGCUGGACCGGCACACCCGCGUCGAAGAAGCAGCCAUCAAGCGGGUUCGCGAUCUGGAGAUGCAGGUUCAUCAAAUGCGCGCUGGCUGUUUGGAACUCCAACAUGAGCGGGACUCCCUGCAGGGUCGCAUGGACGAGCAGACGCAGCGGAUAUCCACGCUGCAGAGCCGCCUGGAGGAGCAGCGCCAGCGGGCGGAGCAACUGCACCGGGCUGGCACCUCCGAUCUGAAUACCCGGGUGCACGAACUCCAGGGCGAGGUGCAGAAUCUCAACGAGCUGCUGACUGCGCGGGACAAACAGAUGGCCACGAUGCGCCAGCAGCUGCAGCGCAGCAAGGAGGAGAUAAUGCGACUGGAGGCGGAGGUCACUGUGCGAACCCAACCAGAUCGCAGUCUGGUGGACAAACUGGAAGCCGAAGUGCAGCAAAAGGGAGCGGAGAUCGCCAAGCUGAAGGAGAAGAUUCGCACGGAGAUGAUCAAUCGGCUGGCAUUGCCGGAUCUCAUGGAGACGAUGCUGGCGGACAAGAACGAUGAGAUCGAUCACCUGCGCGACCAGUUGGAAGCCAAAGAGAAGGAGCUUCUGUCCGCUCAUCAGGAUGGCAGCCUGAUUUCAUCCCCGGCAGGAGUUGCAGGAGGAAAACAAGAAGGAAGUGGGGGAAAGUUGAGUGCCCGCACAUUAAGCGAUAUCGGAUCAAUUACCGAGUAUCCCGAGCCGGAUGUGGAGCGACGAGCGGCCAUGAGGAGUAUCAAUAAUCCUCUCCAGAUGAGCGAAGGAGCAGGAGGCUUCUUACACCAGACAAUGGAAACCUCCAAGGAGGCGGUGGCCAAUUUAACACACAAGCGCACCGACGACUUGAGUGGCUUUAUAGCUCCCUAUCCGAUGAACACUUUUGAGCAUCCCCACUACUUCCAGGCGAUGGGAGUAACUGCCCAGAGCACCGAUGGUCUCACACCUGGUUUGGUGCCAAGGCAGAUCAACUUCUCCAACCUGACAGCAGAGGACUCCAAGCUCAAGACACCCAGUCUGCUGAUGCAAACACCAGAAAUGCCCAGGCCAAUGACUCCACCGGAAGUUCAUCAAUUGCGAUUGAAGUUGACCAAUUUGGAGAAGGAGAAGGAAAAACAGACGAGUGAAUUGGAAAGUAAAUUGAAGGAUUUGCAAAAACAACUUGAGCAGGAAAAGGAAGAACUUAGUCGUCAGACGCAAAAUCUACAAAGUCUCGAGGAGAGUGAGAGAAAAUACAGACUACGCAUUGAAUCCCUGGAGUCCAAGAUCCUGGAGACAGCUGCCCAGGAGGCCUCCGAUCGGGAAAAUCUUCGCAAGGAACUAAUCUGCGUUAGUGCCGCCCAUCAGCAAUGUGAAGAUGCAGCCGCAGCUCGCAAACGAGAACUGGAAAUCCUCAACAGCGAAGUCAAGGUUAAAGCAGAUCAGCUGCAAGCUGCACUUCGGCGAUGCGGAGAUCUGGAACUCCAAGUUUUAACUCUGGAAAGGGAUUUGGAACGCCUGAAGAACAGCGAAAACAGUUCGAAGCAGUAUUCGGUGGAUGAAAUUGCCCAGCAAGUGGAAAAGGAAUUAAACUACUCUGCGCAACUGGACUCCAAUAUCCUCAAAGCCAUCGAAAGCGAAGAGGAGAACAAUCUGGACAAGAAGAAGCAAAAGGGAGUGCAAACGGAGGAGGAAACUCUACCGGGAACUGGCAAUGGAACCGAUGACGAGAACUUCCUUGGCGAAAGGGAGCUCCUCAAUCAAUUGGAAGCUCUGCGCGCUCAAUUAGCCGUGGAACGUGAACAAUGCGAGGCGUUGAGCAAGGAGCUUCUGGGCGAGAAACAGCACUCGCAGGAUAUCCAAGAGCAGGAUGUGGUCAUCAUAGAGGCUAUGAGAAAGCGUCUGGAAACCGCCUUGGAUGCGGAGGAUGAGCUCCACAAGCAGUUGGAUCAGGAGCGGGAACGUUGCGAGCGUCUCCAAACGCAGUUGACUUCCCUCCAACGAGCGGAAAGUAGAAGGAAUAGUUCUCUGCUUCUCAAGUCACCUGGCGACUCACCGAGGAAAUCACCGCGAGCUGAUUUCGAAUCCGAACUGGGAGAUCGUUUGAGGAGUGAAAUAAAACUCCUGGCUGCCCAGAAUGAAAGGGAACGGGAGAGAUCAGCGGAUGCCCAGCGAAGCAGCGAACGGGAACGUCAGCGGUACGAAAAGGAGCUUCAAGAGCGAGUGGCCUACUGCGAAAGGCUCAAGCAGGAGAUGGAGAAGCUGUCCCGGGAUAAGGAGUCCGCUGAAUCCGAGUUGGAGCACUUCAACGAGCGGUUGACCCUGCAGGCCAGCGAAAUCCAGAGCUUGGAGGCCAGACUAGUUACGCUCCAGGAAUCGGAGACUCGUCGCGCCAACACUCGCACCCGUCAGCACCAAGAGAACGUGAAACUCCAGGCGGAGAUCCAUGAACUGAAGUCAAAACUACUGGCUGCCGAAGCUGGCAGGGAUUGCCUGGAUCAAAAGGUGACGCAACUCCGUUUUGAUGUGAGUCGUUCCGGUCAAAGGGAAGCCAAAUUGGCCGAGGCUUUGGCCCAAGCCAACGAUCGAUUGGCCCACAGCACCGAUGACAAUGUGCCGGCGCAAUUUCUGCAGAAGAUGAAGGAGAUCAACACGCUGCUGGCGGAGAAUACCCAGGAGAACCGGCAGAUGGUCGAAACCGUGCAGUUUUUGGUGGGCGAGCGGAUUGCGUUGCAGAAGAAGUGCGAGGAAUUGGGUGGCGCUGGCAACACCAAUGUCACGGAACUGGAGGAGCGAUGCCGUCAGUUGAUUGGCCGCUAUCUGCGCGUGGAGUCCCAUCGCAAGGCACUGGUCUACCAAAAGCGGUAUCUCAAGCUCACUUUGGAGGGCUAUCAAGCCAGUGAGCAGCUGGCACUGCAGAAUCUGAGAGGUGGUGCUGCCCCGCCCAUUCAGAGAAAUAUUAAGAAGAAGUUCAAGACUGUGGCUUUGGCCAUCAUUGCCAUCCAGCGGAUUAAAUACAUUGGACGCAUCUGGCACACGGGCAAGCGGAUUGUGAGCAAAUCAGUCUUUACAAUUACCCAGCAGAGGAGUCCUGGACUUAAUUUGAAUGUGGCGCCUCCCCAAUCCCCACUGCCUGCAUCCAACUCGAAUCAACCCACCAAUAACAACAACCUCAUGGGGCGUCUCAGUUAUGCUCCUUUAUCACCGCCGAUGGUUAAAUACAGCACCGUGCAACCGAUAAUGCUGCCAUCGGAUUUUACCCUCCAAGCGCCAACAUCUUCGCUGCAGAGCACCAUCGCCAACAAUAAUAGUGAAAACAGCCUGCCUUCGCUGGCAAGAUUGGACUGGCCAACAAUGCAGAAGCCGAAAAGAGCGCAUGCGCGGCAUCAUUAGGGAAUAAAUUCAACCUCCCAUCAAAGGAAAGCUCAACGGAAGGCCAUAACUUUAAGUGAAGCCAUAUCGAAGAAGACACAUUAUAGAAUGCUAGCAUCAUGAAUGUAGAGGAAGCGAUCCAUUUUAGUGUUAAUUAACUGUACCAUUUCCCCCAAAAACUAAGUCUUAAGCUGUUGUAACCUACUUUAAGCCACAAACCACACAAAACUUAGGCAUGUAAUCGUCUGUAAGUGUUAUUUGUAUUUACCGCCCAAAUGUAGCCAUUAAGCAUAAACCUAAUCCAUGUCCCAGUAUUUUGAUUGGCUGACAAACCCCAGAGUCACUUAUAUUUAGUUUACUUUUAUUUCAGUUUGGACUGCAUAAGUUUCCUGAUAAGUUUGAUUAAACCAAAAUUGAUUUCAUAUUGAAAACCGUUUCUGUUUAUUAUUUAUUUUCACUUUACUCGAAAGUUGAUUGUACAUAUAUGGAAUGUGCCUUAUGGGUGAGGAUUCACUGGACAAUUAUGAAUUCAAUUCAUCACAUCAUUCAAAUAAAAGUUAACAUGUUAAUGAGUAAAAAUUAAUUUUGCGUACUUGAUAAGCAGAAAUAAAAUUAAAGUGAGUAUCAAGACUUU
Molecule: messenger RNA, 9880 nt
Organism: Drosophila ficusphila
Lineage: Eukaryota; Metazoa; Arthropoda; Insecta; Diptera; Drosophilidae
Product: pericentrin
Exons: 13
Coding region: 472-9267 (2931 amino acids)
Biological process (GO): signal transduction
Molecular function (GO): molecular adaptor activity
Source: RefSeq, a predicted model, not a curated record